AAAAUUGUAGGAAAUCAAAGAGAUGGCAGGACACAGGGUUGCACAUGCCACAUUGAAAGGGCCUAGCGUUGUAAAGGAGUUAAUCAUCGGUAUGGCACUCGGUUUAGCUGCUGGUGGUCUUUGGAAGAUGCACCAUUGGAAUGAACAGAGGAAAACCAGAGCUUUCUAUGACUUGCUUGAGAGAGGUGAGAUCAGUGUUAUUGCCGCCCAAGAGUAAUAAAAGCUGCUCAAAGACUCAUCUUCAUGGAAAAAUUCAAUUUUUUUUUUUUAAAGUUUCUGUUUAUAAAUAACUCUGAGAUGAGUUUGGAUUUUUCGAGAAAUAAACAAAUCUUAGAAUGAGAUUUGGUAGAUCAUAAACUGAUUUAAAUGUGAUGGUCGAUUCAGACAAAGCUUUCUUA
Messenger RNA from Brassica oleracea var. oleracea, 398 nucleotides. RefSeq names its product probable cytochrome c oxidase subunit 5C-1. The transcript has a single exon. Lineage: Eukaryota; Viridiplantae; Streptophyta; Magnoliopsida; Brassicales; Brassicaceae. The record is from RefSeq and is a predicted model, not a curated record. Bases 23 to 217 code for a protein of 64 amino acids.